AUGGCAACCACGAAGUCCCUGCUCCUCUACUUGACGGCGACACUCUUCUUGGUGGCGAAUGUGAGAGCUGGUAGCAACACACGCUUCCAACAAUUCUGGCCUUAUUACCGCGACUAUUUUGUGCACAUCCGCGACACAAAAUGUGCGGAUUUAUACGCGACCCAGCAGACACUGAGUGGUUCGGAUGCGAGCAUGCGGACACUAAAAGAUUCGGAUCCCACACGGUCGCCCAAUUGCAACAUGCUGUUAGACUGUAUCUUGGAGAACACGCGCGAAUCCAUGAAGUUAAACAUGGCCACUGGCACUGUCGCGCUGGGCAUCAUGCCGGCAAUCCUGGUAUUCCUUGGAUCCAGCACGGCGGAGACAUCGUUGCUGUCGAAGCGCCGGCCGUUACUUGCCCUCCUGGUCGCGUGCGGCUCGCCAGCGGUCAAUCCGAUACAGAUGUUCGACUACCAAAAUCCAGUGGUCGAUCUAAAGACGCGCGAGGGGCGUCGCCUACCUGGCCAUCUAUUGAACUUGUCUCGCCUCCAGUCAGCUGCUGUGGUGCUCGCUGAGUAUAUCCUGGUAGCAGGUGUCAUUGUCAAUGUGAUCACCGCAAGUUUCCACGCCGGCUCCUGGACUACCAAUGCCAUCAGCUGCGAUACUUACUAUUAUCCACUCCUCUGGGCGGUACUCACCUCUUGUGUCCACAUCAUCGGGGGGAUCUGGGCCAUUUAUCUGCGAGCUGAGACUAUAAGGGAUCCUCAGGCUAAACGAGGAUUGGCAAUCAAGUUAACAGAAUGGUUGCGGCACGAGUUCAGCCCUUGUAUCACGCACAAUAAGUUGGUCCUGAAGUGGAAUGAUGAAACAUAUCUCUACAUUUUUGUGUCCUGGUUCGCCUGCGUUGCAACGAGUGCGCAUGUCAUUUUUGGUGUCGUAGCAUUCUCCUCUUUAAUAUUCAUUGGGUAUGUCGAUAGCCUCAAGAUCAUCGGGAGAUUCAUUGCUUCCGCUGUUGUUUGCAGAUCAGUUUUGAUGUUCGAGCUGGCGGGCAUGAGGAAUGCAAUACUAAAGAACGAAGAAGUCAUUAGCAAUGGGAAUGGGAAGAAAUGA
Venustampulla echinocandica is the source of this 1089-nucleotide messenger RNA. RefSeq lists its product as uncharacterized. The coding region runs from base 1 to 1089 and encodes 362 amino acids. The transcript has 2 exons. NCBI's taxonomy places the organism in Eukaryota, Fungi, Ascomycota, Leotiomycetes, Helotiales, Pleuroascaceae. The record is from RefSeq and is a predicted model, not a curated record.